Australozyma saopauloensis is the source of this 453-nucleotide messenger RNA. RefSeq lists its product as uncharacterized. The transcript has a single exon. The record is from RefSeq and is a predicted model, not a curated record. The coding region runs from base 1 to 453 and encodes 150 amino acids. NCBI's taxonomy places the organism in Eukaryota, Fungi, Ascomycota, Pichiomycetes, Serinales, Metschnikowiaceae.
AUGGAUUCGGUAAUGUGGGGUGGGGAGGCACGGGUGUGUUUCAGGUUGCCUUUUGGGAAUAGAAGGAGGCACUUUUGCAGUCGGGGAAAAAAAGUGAAGUGUAAUUGGACAGGAAUCUUUCAGGUAAAGUUUCUUCUUCUUUACUUUGUUCUUUUGUCUCUUGGCCGAGGUGGUGGGACCCGUUUCUGCAUUGGUUUGGUGAUACAGGGUCUAAGAAGACUAGAGCUAGUAGUCAGUAGGACCCUUAAUGAGAUAAUACAUAUAUCGAGGAAAUGCCAUUGGAAUUCGGCAUAUGAGAGAAAUUCGGCCUCCAGAUUUUCUCAACUUCUAGAACUUCUUGGCAGUUUCACCCGUUUAGAUACUAUUUCGAAACCUGGCUACCAAAAUCUUUGUACCUACUAUUCUAUUUUUUGCAAUUCGCUCUAUUCUUAUAUAAACAUCUCAGAUUCUUAA